Molecule: messenger RNA, 3716 nt
Organism: Hypanus sabinus (Atlantic stingray)
Lineage: Eukaryota; Metazoa; Chordata; Chondrichthyes; Myliobatiformes; Dasyatidae
Gene: mindy1
Product: MINDY lysine 48 deubiquitinase 1
Exons: 9
Coding region: 1374-2924 (516 amino acids)
Biological process (GO): protein K48-linked deubiquitination
Cellular component (GO): cell periphery; cytosol
Molecular function (GO): K48-linked deubiquitinase activity; cysteine-type deubiquitinase activity; cysteine-type carboxypeptidase activity
Source: RefSeq, a predicted model, not a curated record
GAGAAGGCUUCUACUUCCGGUCGGCUGGCCCGUCAACCGUCGACUUGGGAAAAUAAAGGAGGAAAAUCGCCUGGGGUUUCCUCUCAGAAUCGGUCCGCCUUCUCCGAGCGGGGCCGGAACGGGGGAGGGAGGGUUGUGUUCCCGGCUCCGGUCUGUUGUGGAGGUGUUGGUCACGUCAGUAGGAAGGGGAGCAUUGCAGCGGACAAUCCGGGCCGGUGGGUAGGGAGGCAACAGGUACCUACCGAUCUGUAUCCCCGCCUGUUUCCCCCAACCCAUGUUAGAUAUCUUCAUGGGACGAUAGAUUUCCUCAGAGGGCUGGGAUUCCAGGGUUAGAGUGACACUCUAUUACCCCCGGGGUGGCGGUGUCGUUGCCUUUUGAAACCAUCGGGUCGGGGUUGAUGGCAGAUGACAACGGUCAAGGGGCUUAUCUGUUAGUUGCAAGGUUCAAAGGUGAAGGGACGUGAUCUUUGAGCCUAUCUGGGGGUAGCGAAUGAUAAAAAAAAAUCUUUCUGGUAGGGGUUAAAGGUUGCUUGUAAAGGGCAAGCUUUUUCAACCCAAGGUACCUCUGCAGGGAGAGCAGGGACUGGGUUUUGUCGCUAGUCUGGAUGAGGGGGAAAGGACGUGAUCUCUGAACCCAACUAGUCUGGGUUGACAGAUGUUAAAGGUCAAUGGGGGAAUUACUCUGAAAGUCCUGGGUAGUUGGAGGGACAAAUUUGUUCAACCUAAAGGACUGUAGGAGAAGGAGUAGGGACUGGGCUUUGUUGCUAGUUUAGACUGGGGGGAAGCAAGGCUAAAUAACCCUUUGUCCAGAUAACUCAGAAGGGAACAACAGCUAACCAGCCCCCUAGUUAUCCAGGAGCCCAUGAUGACGGCAUUUGGAGUCUCCACAUGCAGACGCCCCUGAUACAAGGACCAAGUUAGAGGGCACGACUGCUGCUGAAGACAGGGCACGGGAAGAUUGAAUUCUGGUACCCUGUCAAUGCAGGGAGCAAAGGUCCUAGGCCUCACGUUGUGUGCUUUCUCUCUGGGACACAUCAAGUGACUACUGAUCUGCACCCUCCUCCCUGUCCAGAGGGAGAGGCACCUGACGGAAGUGUCACCAUCACCCAUGAGCACAGCCUGUUGUGCCUGCAGAACCAGCCAUCCAGCCUAAUAGCACGUCUCAACUCUCAGCAAAUCUGUUAGAGAGAAUUAACAAGUGAGUUGGUCCAUCAAGGCUGUCUGCAACUUGGAAUAAAUGCUAAAAUCAUGGACGAUGCUUGAAGAUUAAAGGAGUGGUGGAAUUAUUGCCAGCAUUUCUAAGGCAGGGGAUUCACUGGCCACGGAGAUAUUACCAGAACUUUUCCUUCACCUGGGGCCGGUAGGGGUUGGUCAUGGAUGGCACUGACUUUGGACAAGGUGACAGAAAAAUGGCCACCAAGUCUGGAGUGGAUGCAGACAUGAAGCCCAAGUCAGUGGGCACCGAGCCGUCUGCUUCCGGAGACCACGGCGAGACCGAGCGUCCGGAGGGAGAAGGAGAGCAGGCCCAGAAAAUCUCAUCCUCUGAUCCCACCGAGACGCUGGAGGAGGAUCCGAGACCGGGAGCCGACAGCCAGGCAGCGGACAACAGCAAGGAAUCGGCCACCAGUGGGUUGGCCUCGGUGGAGUCUGAUGGGGAUGUGGCCAGCCUGUGCUCGCAGGAGGAGGUGGAUGGGGAGGACCUACAGGAGGCCGAGUGCCCACUGGCCGAGAGCACAGAGUCCGACCAGAUCUCCGCCCCAUCCCUGGGGAGCUGCAGCGAGAUGGAGCAGGAACCCUUGCAGGGGGCUGGAGCGAAACCCGAGGUCCAACGAAGUGACCCCAGCAACACCUUCUAUUACGUGAAGUGGAUCAGCUGGAAGGGAGAAAAGACUCCUAUAAUCACCCAGAGUGAAAACGGGCCCUGCCCGCUCAUCGCCAUCAUGAACAUCUUGUUCCUGAGGUGGAAGGUGAAGAUACAGCCAAAGACUGAGGUGAUAUCAGUUGAGCAGCUGAUGAUCCUUCUAGGUGACUGCAUACUCAACACCAAGCCCAAGGAGAGCUCUGAGGGCCUGCAGCUCAACUUCAACCAGAACAUGAACGAUGCCAUGGCUGUUCUGCCCAAACUCUCCACAGGGCUGGACGUAAAUGUCCGGUUCACAGGAGUUGGUGACUUCGAAUACACACCUGAGUGCAUCGUGUUCGACCUGUUGGAUGUCCCUCUUUACCACGGCUGGCUUGUUGACCCCCAGAGUCAUGAGGUUGUGCAGGCAGUCGGAAGGUACAGCUACAACCAGCUCGUGGAAAAGAUCAUCAGCUCCAAGCAGUCCACGGACAGCACACUGGUCAGUGAAGGGCUGGUCGCAGAGCAGUUCUUAGAUGCAACUGCCACGCAGCUGACUUACCACGGUCUCUGCGAGCUCACGGCUGCAGCUAAAGAAGGGGAGCUGUGUGUCUUUUUCCGAAACAAUCAUUUCAGUACGAUGAUUAAGCACAAGGGACACCUCUACCUUCUGGUGACCGACCAAGGCUUCCUGUCCGAGCAGAAGUUAGUGUGGGAGAGCCUGCACAAUGUGGAAGGCGAUGGCAGCUUCUGUGACGCGGAGUUCUGCCUCAGUCACCCCACUGGACGUCAGCUUCCCUACACUGCCACCCAGCCACCCCAGCAGCAGAUCGACCAGGAUUACAUGGUGGCACUGUCCCUGCAGCAGCAGCAGGGCCCUGGAGACCUCAGCGACCUGGAACUGGCCCGACAGCUGCAGGAGGAGGAGGAUCGCCGAGCAGUCCGGUACCUUCAAGAGCAGGAGCACCAGGCCCAGCCGCAGGCAGCAGCUGCACGCCAGCCCCCAGCCUCUGGACGCCAAGGAGGCUCUGAGCGCCGGCAACCUCGAGAGAGGGAAAAGAGCAAAGAUUGCACCAUCCUGUGAGCUGCCACCUCAUUCGGUCUGGGUUCCCACCGCCGUGGUCAGCCUCUCUUCCCAGUCCAUGUGGGACUGGUGUCUCACCUCUACUCUACUCAACUUCUGAAAACACUACCAAGCGUCGAGAGUCAAGGAGGCAGAGACGCUUUCAUUGUGGGUCCUCGACCUUCCAGUGGAUCCUGGGCAGGAACGGUUACCUGGAUACCUUCCAGGAGAUUACCACAUGACCCUCCCUUUUCACCCUAUUUGUUAAUGGAUGUGUUUGCCCUUGGCACCUGUGGCCAGUUAGAAAGCCAUUUAUUCUUUCUCAAUAUAUUUUCAGCUUUUAUUUUAAUUGAGGUUUCUUCUUUGCAAGAAAAUACUUUUAACCUUUUGCUUUCCACCCUCUGGCCUGAGCCUGGAGAUUUCAGGGCAAUGAUGGGUGGCUGGUAUAGCCCCUUAGGUUCGAAUAGGCUGGCAGUGUCAAGGACGGAGAUGGACCAUGCUCAAUAAGGAGAUAUUUAGCUGCUUGGUAGAAGACACCACCUUCGGGAGAGAUUUAAAGACCGCUGGCUUUUUGUGGGGUAGAGUGUCCUUUCUUUACAUCCUCCCACUGUUUAAACAAAUUCAGAAUCGCCCCCUGAGAAAAUAUCGGUAACCUCAGAGUUGUCAGAGUUGUACAGACAAUUGAACAGGUGACCCACCUAAUACAGAAAUUCAUUCUUACAGAAUUUGCGGCCUAAAAAUCUGAGGCUUGGAAUAAAAUUUAUUGUCAUGGAAUUUAAAUAGAAAAUAAAUCAACACAAGUUUUUUCCCCAA